UGAUCUUGAACUCUCAGCCUACAAAGAUUACAGUUGAUGAGCUGACUCCUAUGACUCUGAGAUGUGAUGUUGACAGUAAUCCAGGAUCUGACAUCAAACUGUUGAACAACUCACAGACUCUGCGUGAAGUGACAAACUCUAAACAGGCUGAGUACACGUGGAACGAGGCUGGAUGUCUGGAUACAGGAAACUACACGUGUGAAGCGGAAAACAACAUCAAGUCAGCUGUCAGUGAACGUGUGCAGCUUGUUGUUAUAUGUUCACCUAGACUAGACCAUCGAGUUCCAUUCCAAAAAGAGUUUGCAGCACCAGUAGGUGGUAAUGUAACUCUGGUGAUAUCAGUGAUUGCCAACCCAACACCCACAUUCGCUUGGUACAAACUGACUGAUGGAAAGAAAAAUAGACUUGUGUCUGGUGGUUCAGCUACAACUGACAUAUCUGCUGUUGAAAACCUCACACUGACAAAUGUUCAGCAGGGAGAUAUUGGUACCUAUCAGGUUGUGGUGUCUAAUGGUGCUAAAAACACAGAUCUUCUGAAGAACCUGACACUUGAUGUAGCAGGUCCUCCGAAUAUUCCUCCUGAACUCAAAGUAUGGAGCAGUGAUCCACACUCAAUGUUGGUUGUUUGGUUAGAAGGAUUUAACGGAGGCUCAGAGCAGAUGUUUAUUGUACAAUACCGAGCAGACACAACACCACAGUGGAAGAAUCUUACUGAAGUCAUUCCAGGAAAAGGCGCUAACACGAUUCAGAAAGCUGUUAUACCAAAUCUUCAAUCAAACACGAGAUAUAUCGUGCGGGUUUUGGCUUAUAAUGAAUAUGGAUACAAAGGCUUUACUGAGGAACAGGAAGCUUUGACUUCUCCUUCAGGUGAAUCUUUUCUACCAGCCUCAUCAAACGAAGUAACUGGCUCAGGGAUUGCAGUCGGGAUUGUGAUUGGAAUUGCUAUCGCUGCUGUGGCAGCGACUGUCUUUGUUAUUUUGUGGAGACGAGGCUAUGUGUGUGCAUCUUCAAAAUCAGAUGGGCAGAAAUCAGAAGAUAAUGUACAUCAACAUGCACAGCUAGACGACAGAAGACGUGGAAACAAUCAUGAACUCGGUAAUUCUGGUGACCAGACAAACACAUACGAGGGACUUGGAACUCGAGAAGAUACGCCGUAUGCAAAAAUGGAACUUUAUGAAAAUCUUAAAACAUGAGAAACGAUCAUGGUGAUAUACGUCACAGGAUUAUGUUGCAGGACGAACUCGUAACUCUGAAACAUUCUUUUGGACUUUCACGAGGACAAGUCACGAUAUGCUUAAAGGCACAUCAUUGACUGAACUGAUAUCUAUGCAAUACCUGAUAUUUGGUGUGACAAUAAUCUAUACCUUUAACCGUAUCUGUGAAGAAAUGUGAGGAAUGGUGCCAGAUAUCAGUAUUGGUUAUUUAAAGACACAUUGUUGCAAAUCAUUGACCUAUUUAAUGGCUUGACAAAGUAUUACAUGAACAUAUAUAUAUUUAAAUUAAAAACUAAAAUUAGUUGCAUUUUAAAGACAAAAGAUGCGUUUGUGUUAUUAUAUGUUAGUUUUGUAACCAAAACUAGCGCAGGAUUGAACACAUUAGAAUAUAUAGAGCUGUCAAUAGAUGCGCCAACGAAUCACUGUCAAACCAGUGAUGAUAUCAGGUGUUCCAGAACGGUGAAUAUAUCCUGUUCGAAGGUUAGCACCCGUUAUGAGUACUGCCAUCACAGCUGUUAAGUCCCAAAAGACAUGUAUAUGUUCUAUUCUCCAAUGAAAGUUGGUGGCGGGAUGUAGCCCAGUAGUAAAUCGCUCACUUGAUGCGCAGUCGGACCUGGCUGUGGUAAAUCAACAUAAAAUAUGACAAAUGAAAUAUCUUGUAAACGACAAAAGAAAACCCCCAACACCUAACAAAUACAUUAUCACAGAUGUUUAUGCAUGCAGAAAUAACUGUUUUAACAUUCUGAAUAAUAUGUGUUUUAUUCUUAUGUAAUUUAGUUUUUCUCGUUUUGUAACAUGUAUGUCUGUGAUUUGUUAACUUUGGGUCGUCACGGGUAAAAACUAUAU
This is a messenger RNA of Gigantopelta aegis, 2060 nucleotides long. RefSeq names its product contactin-3-like. The coding region runs from base 51 to 1193 and encodes 380 amino acids. Gene Ontology annotation, molecular function: protein binding. Lineage: Eukaryota; Metazoa; Mollusca; Gastropoda; Neomphalida; Peltospiridae. The record is from RefSeq and is a predicted model, not a curated record. The transcript is spliced from 8 exons.